This is a messenger RNA of Oncorhynchus mykiss (rainbow trout), 6383 nucleotides long. NCBI's taxonomy places the organism in Eukaryota, Metazoa, Chordata, Actinopteri, Salmoniformes, Salmonidae. The record is from RefSeq and is a predicted model, not a curated record.
GACGAGACCUGCCGCUGAUGCUAAGCGUUCUGUAUAGACACUCUUCAAUAACCUCUUCUCCUGCAUCUCUCUCACUACAACAGCUGACCGUCUGGAGCCGGAGCCGCUUGGAAUACUCUUAACAUUUAAAUUAUAACGGACUGCAUGGACAUACUAUUAUACAAAUGUUGGCCUAUUCAAGUAUAUUUAUUUGUUCGUGUGCUAUUUGAAGCCAGCAAACUCUCCGUGAUGUACAUAACCAUUUUGUUUUAAAUCGAAAUUGGCCUUAAGCAAAAAGCAGAAAAUUCCAAUUCCUGCCAACUCUCAGUUUGUCCAUUGCAAAAGAAAGAGAUUGUCGACAUCAAUAGGGCUUAUGUUAGAUUAAAUAGUCUAAGGCAAAAAGUAACUUGGUUUCAAAAAUAUAUAUUUUGCUUUUCGGUGGCACAUCAGAUUCCUUUCUCACAAUGGCCGAUGCUAGCGCAGAAUGUAACAUCAAGGUGCUAUGUCGCUUCCGUCCUCUGAAUCAAUCCGAAAUUAUCCGUGGAGACAAAUUCAUCCCCUUGUUCCAAGGAGAUGACACCGUCAGUAUCGCGGGGAAGUCCUAUGUGUUUGACCGGGUGUUCCCCACCAACACAACACAGGAACAGGUGUACAACACCUGCGCCAAACAGAUAGUCAAAGAUGUACUCGGGGGAUACAAUGGCACCAUCUUCGCCUAUGGACAGACCUCCUCUGGAAAAACACACACCAUGGAGGGCAAGCUGCAUGACCCUCAUGGGAUGGGGAUCAUCCCUAGAAUUGCAGAGGACAUCUUCAAUCACAUAUUUGCAAUGGAUGAAAACCUUGAGUUCCACAUCAAGGUGUCCUAUUUUGAAAUAUACAUGGACAAAAUCAGAGAUCUUCUGGAUGUGACUAAAACCAAUCUGGCAGUGCAUGAGGACAAGAACAGGGUGCCAUAUGUGAAGGGCUGCACUGAGCGCUUUGUCUCCAGCCCAGAGGAGGUGAUGGAUGUUAUUGAUGAAGGAAAAGCCAACCGCCAUGUUGCUGUCACCAAUAUGAAUGAGCACAGCUCCAGGAGUCACAGUAUCUUCCUGAUCAACAUCAAGCAGGAGCACGUGGAGACAGAACAAAAACUGUGUGGGAAGCUCUACCUGGUGGACUUGGCUGGGAGUGAGAAGGUCAGUAAGACAGGAGCAGAGGGAGCUGUGCUGGAUGAAGCUAAGAACAUCAACAAGUCUCUAUCUUCUCUAGGAAACGUCAUCUCUGCUCUGGCCGAGGGAACCAAGACCCAUGUGCCAUACCGUGACAGUAAGAUGACCCGUAUCCUGCAGGACUCUCUAGGGGGGAACUGCAGGACCACCAUGUUCAUCUGCUGCUCUCCAUCCAGCUACAACGACCAGGAGACCAAGUCCACACUCAUGUUUGGACAACGAGCUAAGACGAUCAGGAACACAGCGUCAGUGAAUCUGGAGCUGACGGCAGAACAGUGGAAGAAGAAGUAUGAGAAGGAGAAGGAGAAGAACAGGAUGAUGAAGGAGACGGUACAGAGGCUGGAGUCUGAGCUCAACAGGUGGAUGAAUGAUGAGGAGGACUCAGAGCUGGAUCAGUUGUGUCCUGGUGCUGUGCCUCUUGAGUGUCUGAUACCCAGAGAUGACAGUCUGGGUCGGCUCCCCAGAGAAGAGAGCUCCUCCUCCGGUCUGAGUCGGCUGCCUAGAGAAGACAGUUCCUCCUCUAUAGUGAUCAGGAUCUCAGAGGAGGAAAGACAGAAGUAUGAGGAGGAGAUACGCAAGCUCUACAAGCAGCUGGACGACAAGGAUGAUGAGAUCAACCAGCAGAGUCAGCUGGCGGAGAAGCUGAAGGAGCAGAUGCUGGACCAGGAAGAGCUCCUGGUCUCCUCCCGUGGGGACAGUGAGAAGGUGUCAUCAGAGCUGGGCAGACUACAGAUGGAGAGUGACAUUGCCAAGGCGGAGGUGAAGGAGGUUCUACAGGCCUUAGAGGAGCUGGCUGUUAACUAUGACGAGAAGAGCCAGGAGGUGGAGGAUAAGAGUCUACAGAACAAACUACUGGCUGAGGAACUGGCUAAGAAAAUGGCCCACCUGAUGCGAAUUGAGGCGGAGCUGUCUCGUCUACAGGAAGUGAGCAGUCAUCAAAGGAAACGCAUCGCUGAGGUUCUCAACGGCCUAAUGAGGGACCUCUCUGAGUUCAGUGCCAUCGUAGGCAACAAAGACAUCAAACUGCCGAUGGAAAUAACGGGUGCGAUCGAGGAGGAGUUUACGGUGGCCCGUCUCUACAUCAGUAAGAUCAAGUCAGAGGUCAAGUCCAUGGUGAAACGCUGUCGUCAGCUGGAGAACCUUCAGAUGGAGUGUCAUAGGAAGAUGGAGGAGACGGGAAGAGAGCUGUCCUCCUGCCAACUCCUCAUCUCACAGCAUGAGGCGAAGAUCCACUCCCUGACAGAGUACAUGCAGAACAUAGAGCUGAAGAAUAGACACUUGGAGGAUAACUAUGACUCUCUGAGUGAAGAGCUGGCCAAACUCCAUGCCCAAGAGAGCAUGUCAGAGAUGACAAAGGGAGAGAACCAGGCGGACAUCGAAGAGUCUGCUGAUGUUAAGAGGGCUCUGGUGCAGCAGAUGGAGUCUCACCGUGAGACGCACCACAAGCAACUGGGACGUCUCCGAGACGACAUCAACGAGAAACAGAAGAUCAUUGACGACCUCACUGAUCGCAACCAUCGUCUUCAUCUGGAGUUGGAGCGGCUGAGGAGCGACUUUGACCGUCUUAGGAGUCAGGAGCACCACAAGACAUUGCAACUGGAGGAGCUGACAUUUCUUCAUGAGCGCCACGAGCAGUCAAAGCAGGACCUUAAAGGACUGGAAGAGACUGUGGCCCGUGAACUCCAGACCCUGCACAACCUGCGGAAGCUUUUUGUUCAAGACCUCACAACUCGAGUCAAAAGGCAGCAUUCAGAGAUGGAGCCAGAUGAUAGCGGGGGAUGUAGCCACCAGAAGCAGAAGAUUUCCUUUCUUGAGAACAACCUGGACCAGCUUACAAAAGUUCACAAACAGUUGGUACGUGAUAAUGCAGACCUGCGUUGUGAGCUUCCUAAGCUGGAGAAGCGUCUUCGGUCUACAGCUGAGAGAGUGCGGGCGUUGGAAGGUGCACUGAAAGAGGCUAAGGAGGGGGCCAUGAAGGACCGUAGACGCUAUCAACAGGAAGUGGAGAGUAUCAAAGACGUUAUGAGGGCCAAGAACCCCCUCCGUAGGCAACAUGCUGCCCAGAUAGCCAAGCCCGUCCGUCCGGGCCAGUUCCCACUCUGCUCCCCCACCAACCCGUGGGUUCGCAUUACUGAACAGCAACACUCCAUCCAUUUUAGUAACGCCAUGUUCCAGAUCCCCAGCCAGACAGCUAGCCAUCACACCAGCCACCCUGCCGCUCCCCCAGCUACAGCAUCUAACUCCAACCCCACCCAGACCAACAAUCACCACUCCAAUGAGACCAGCCUCCAUCAGACCAAGACGCUGCCAGCUGAGCCACCCAACACCACCACAGUGGACAACGGCACAGUAAAGGACACUACAGUGCAGAAGACUACAGUGGAUAACCCAACAGUGGACAAUGCCGCCACAGUAGAUCAUUCUCCAGUGAAGCACCCUACAGUGGAUAACACUACAGUGAAUAGUGCCGCAAUGGAUAACUCCCCAGUGAAGCACCCUACAGAGAAGGACACUACAGAAAAAGGCUCUACAUUGAAGGACCCUACAGUCAACUCUACAGAAAUGGUGGAUGUUGACAGUGUCAACGGGAACACUACAGAUAUUAAUGACAACAGGAAUGAUGUGCAGCACUGCGACAACCACAACCAGGAGAACCCAGCCAAACUGCACCACGUCAUCCAGCCAGAACAGACUGCCAGCUAGUGACCCAUCUCGAUAGGUGUCCGGUUCUGCCAAGACUUACCUCGUAAAUUCGCAUGCUGCGGAUCAACGGCCCUCUGAUCACCCCUCUAUCCUCCUCCCCUCUUUCCCAGUAACACCAACUCUCUUCCUCCCUCUGUAGAACUCUCUGUAGCCCUCCACCCUCUCCCUUUCUCCACCUUUUCCCCUCUGCCUCUCCUGCUUGCUAUCCGCCUGUCCACUCUCUUGAACCAUUUGUCCAAUACUUUGUAGGUGAUAUGAAUAUAACGUACUGUACUAUGUGGGUAUGGGGGUAUGUAUAGUAGGCCUACUGUAUGGAUUGUGUAUACAAAGGAACAAUGGCAGCAUAGAAAACUCUGUAACUGAACCACUAGGCUUAGGUCCCAAAUGGCACCCUAUUCCCAUCGGGCUCUGGUCAAAGGUAGUGGACUAUAAAGGGAGUAGGGUGCCAUUCGACACACAACCUAGAAUUGGCAGCUUCCUCUUCCUCUAAGCCCUUACUAUUCCUCUGACCCUGUUGGAAUGAAUUGGAGCUGUACUAGCCAAUGAGGAUUGGAGCAUGAUGGUGCAGUGUUCUGUGUGGCAAUAGGGCGCGCUCAUCCUGCUCCGUCUUGGAGGUACAGUACAUUGUGAGGGUAAAUGACGAGACAUGAUCCUUUUAGGCUCUUUUGGCCUUUUCUGUACCUAUAUCAAAAAUAAGAGUAUACAGUAUAAGCCUAAUACCUCUAUUCAACACAAAGAGAAUCGGUUGGAAAAUAGAUGUAACGGCAUUCAUAGGAAGAAGGUGAGGACCAAGGUGCACGCGUUCAAAUUAUUUAUUCGAAACUGAACACUAAAUACAAAAUAACAAAAGGAAUAACCGAAACAGUUCUGACAGGUGAUACACACACUCAACAGAAAACAACUACCCACAAAACACAGGUGGGAAAAGGCUACCUAAGUAUGGUUCUCAAUCAGAGACAACAAUAGACACCUGCCUCUGAUUGAGAACCACACCCGGCCAAACACACAGAUAUAGAAAAAAAUAGAACACAAAACAUAGAAUGCCCACCCCAACUCCCGCCCUGAUCCAACCAAAAUAGAGACAUAAAAAGGAUCUCUAAGGUCAGGGCGUGACAAUAGACAACAACCGGACAACAAUUGGAGAUUGAUCGAAGUAAUACACACACGCAGAGCACGGCAACGUCUUAAUUUAAAAGUGAACAUAUUCAUACAUGACCAUUUUUCACUCUAUUCUAUUCAUGUAUAUAGAAGUAUAUACAAUAUCGAUGUAUAUGUGCACCCCAUUAAGGUUGAUUCUGUAUUGGACAAGUGUUUUACACAGCUGACUGAUGUCAUAGUAAUAAUGAUACUGUUUGCUAACUGAGCAGGUUAACAUAGCAGACAGCUGUUUCUUUAACUUCCACAAUACCAUUAAGACAACAGAUGACUUCUUCUCUUCCUUAUGGCCGGUUGAGUAGUCAGGCCCAGAGCCAUAUAUUUACUUAUUUUGUAAAUAUGGCACUGGUCAGGCCGAGUGUGGUUGGAGACUUCUGAACAGUACUGUAGGUAGAGGGCAGAUCAAGAUUGCUGUGCUAGUGACAGUGUUUUUUAAAUGCUAUAAGAAAUAGAGCUUACAGCAGCAUUAUACUCAAGAGUAAAUAGCUGAUGAAUGUGGAUGAGUUAGAUCAUAGGUCAUACACAAACUUCCUCCAGCAGGUUCAUUGUUGUACUUGUAUGUGUGUAUGUCCAUAGAAUAACAGCAACUACAGUCAGACGCAAGCAUGUCUAUCCUAUGCUGACGCUCCAACCAAGCCCUUCAAGGCUUGCUUUCAGAGUAAUGUAUGCUUUAAUGUAUGCUUACUAAUGCAGUAACUCUUAAGGUUUUCAUCAAAUAGGUUAUCUGCUAUGAUGCAAACUACUAAAAGUAAAGAAUAAAAAGUCUGGUGAAAAAAAUGACAGGAUUUUAAAAAAUUUAAAAGUUGUGCUUCUCAAUGCAUCAAUACAAGACUGAAAGAAGGGAGCUAUAUACUGUACAGUAUAUAUAUUCUAUGAAGAAAGAAAGACAGAGAUACUUUGGAGCUGUAACAUACUACUUUAUCUACCUGGGUUGGAGGUUCUGUAGGUUCCAUGGGGUUCCAUAGGGUUCUCUAGGAUUCUCUAGUGUUCUAUAUGUUCCAUAGAGUUCUAAGGUUCUAUAGGGUUUUCUAGAUUUCUGAUGUACCUUCAUCUCAACAUGUUUGUUCCGCUGUGAUGUGUCCAGUGGUCUUCAAUUACAUUCACCAACACAGAAUGGAAAAUAUAACUGGGUAAAAAAUAACAGAUUUAGUAAUUGUGUAGCAACUAUUUUUAUACUGUUCAUUAUUUAAUUUUUUAUUGUUAUUAUUGAAUGUGAUGUUAUUUACUGUAUAUGUUUACUCUUGAGUUGCACAUGGUUGUUCUUAUGUUAAUAUAUACUAUUUAUUCAUUCAUUGUUUAUUGAAUGCUAACUGAUCAGUCAGAAUACAUUUUGGU